Molecule: messenger RNA, 754 nt
Organism: Bombyx mandarina (wild silkworm)
Lineage: Eukaryota; Metazoa; Arthropoda; Insecta; Lepidoptera; Bombycidae
Product: small integral membrane protein 12
Source: RefSeq, a predicted model, not a curated record
AAGGUUAUAUCGUGAUAUCAAAACAAGAGAAGAAAUUGUUUUACCAAAAUGUAAUUGCUUAUAAAUUACAUUCAGUGUAAAUGUUCAGAAAUAUUUAAUACGUGUAAAUUUAUUUUAAAUUCAAUUUCGCAAUUGCAUAUUCUAGAACCAAGCUAGUUCAAUUAUUAUAUCAAAUAAUGUGGCCAUUAAUACUGCAGUUCAUGAGAGCUAAUGCGGCUUACAUAACCCUCCCGGUUGCGGCUUUAGUAGGAGUCAUAGGAUACAACUUGGAAAACAUAUUGUCCGAUAAAUACACACCGUAUAACAAGUCCAUCGAAGACCAACGUGUAGACAGGCUAACGGAUGAAGUAUUGAAAGACCCAACCAAUGUGAAGAAGCUGAAAUAUCAGGAGAAUGUGCUCGGAAAGAAUGUUUCCCCUUCGCUAGAAAAAGACUAGUCUUAUAAAAAAGAGUUUAUUAGUUUCAAACGGGAUUCGUGUAUCGAACUAAAGAUCCAUACUGUGAUUGAAAAAAUUUAAAUGUCACACAUUUUAAUGCAGCCAAUGUUACCGAUUAAUUUUGAUUUCUGUUUAAGAUCAGGAACAAGAAACAUGUUACAACAUUGCAAUUUCAGCAGUAGAUCUGCUGAGGUGAAUUAUUAGUUUAUUCAUUAAUAUAUUUCUCUUUCCAAACUCUAAUUCUGAUUUUGAAACUAAUAGACUUCCAUUCUUUGUUGGUAUUGUAAUAAAUGAAAUGAAUUUGUAAAUAAAUUGUU